Messenger RNA from Punica granatum (pomegranate), 1783 nucleotides. The record is from RefSeq and is a predicted model, not a curated record. Lineage: Eukaryota; Viridiplantae; Streptophyta; Magnoliopsida; Myrtales; Lythraceae.
UCUCUUAAACCUCUGCCGCCGCCACCGCUAAAACCUCCCUCAGUUCUGGCGGCAGCCAUAGCCGGAGCUCUGACAAACAUCGAACCUCAUCAGUUCGCCUCUUCAUGUCAUUCCUCCGGCGUCGUCUCUCGUUCCUUACCCGCCGUCAAUUCUCAUCGUCGCCACCGUUAUCUUCUUCUUCUUCCGCCAAAGUCCCGCUACUCUACGAGGCCCCCGAAGGGACCGCCGCAGUCAACGUCCAGCUCUACUCAUGGGGCCGAGGCUCCUCCGGCCAGCUCGGUGGCGGCGUCGAGGAGAUCCGUAUCUACCCUGCCCCCGUCGCUAACCUCCUCCUCCCUCGGUCAUUCACUCUCUCCCCCAUCCCGGGCAAGCUCCGGCAAAACCAGAAGGGCUCGGACUCGCCUCCCCCCUCCGGUGAGUUGGCUAUCGAGGUGGGCAUUUCCUGCGGCUUGUUCCACUCUUCAUUGCUUAUUGGCGGGAAUCUGUGGAUUUGGGGCAAAGGCGAUGGUGGGAGGCUCGGAUUCGGGCAUGAGAAUCCGGUGUUUGAGCCGAGUUUAAACCCUAAUUUGGAUGGCGUGAGCUGCAUGGCUCUCGGCGGGCUCCAUUCCGUCGCCCUCACUUCCGCUGGGCAGGUGUUCACUUGGGGAUAUGGUGGAUUCGGAGCCCUCGGACAUUCUGUUUACCACAGGGAGCUCCUUCCUAGACUGGUGGAGGGUUCUUGGGAUGGUGCAAUAUGGCAUAUUGCCACUAGCGGCACUCAUACUGCUGCUGUUACUCAAUCAGGUGAGCUUUAUACUUGGGGUCGAGAAGAAGGAGAUGGUAGGUUAGGGCUUGGCCCUGGUCGUGGCCCAGAUCAGACCGGUGGUCUUAGUAUACCUUCCAAAGUCAAGGCACUUCCGGUCGCUGUAGUUUCUGUCUCCUGUGGGGGAUUUUUCACUAUGGCUCUAACUGAGGAAGGUCAAGUUUGGAACUGGGGAGCUAAUGCCAAUUAUGAGCUUGGAAGGGGUAAUAAGGUUGGUGGAUGGCAACCAAAACCAAUUCCUAGCCUGGAGAAUGUUCGGAUAAGCCAGAUUGCUAGUGGAGGAUAUCACUCUCUUGCAUUAACUGAUGAUGGCAACGUACUUUCAUGGGGUCAUGGUGGACAUGGUCAGCUAGGCCAUUGUUCCAUCCAAAGCCAAAAAGAGCCCCAAGUAAUUGAGACAUUAGCCAAUGAACGUGUCAUAUCCAUUGCUUGUGGAGGAUCAUCUUCGGCAGCUGUGACUGAUAAAGGCAAGUUGUACAUGUGGGGAAAUGGUAAAGAUGCUCAAUUAGGAGUUCCUGGGCUAGCUGAGUUACAGCCAUGUCCUAAAGAAGUCAAAUUUCUAGUCGAGGAUGAUGGACUGGAGCCCCACAAUGUGUUAUCAGUUGCAAUUGGGGCCUCUCACACUCUGUGCCUGGUUUCAAGGACUGCUUUUUGAAGAGGAAGCUGGUGGAGCAGGAAUUUAUCAAAUCCGUGCCCCGGAGUUUUUAGUGCUCAUGGAAGUUCUGGCUAUUUCUGAUGUCUGACCAUGAGUUUAGCUUCAGAACAGGGACGACUUCUACUAUCAGAUGUAGGAGUUUUGUAGAUGAACGUCCAACAAGAGACUGGCUUCGAGAUCUGAAAUUAAUUGUUGAGCUAUGUCGGGGCUAUUCUGUGCUUUCUAAUUUUGUGAUGUGAUGUAGAACUAUUAGUUUGUCUCAAACUUGUGUGAUAUUGGAGAAUACUGAUUCAAUAAGAUUGCAAACUUGUUCAUAUUUUUCUUUC